Danaus plexippus (monarch butterfly) is the source of this 5549-nucleotide messenger RNA. RefSeq lists its product as uncharacterized. The record is from RefSeq and is a predicted model, not a curated record. NCBI's taxonomy places the organism in Eukaryota, Metazoa, Arthropoda, Insecta, Lepidoptera, Nymphalidae. The transcript is spliced from 5 exons. The coding region runs from base 258 to 3551 and encodes 1097 amino acids.
ACGCACCGCACGGCGAGAUUGCCAGCUGCCUGCCUCAUAACCCUGGGAGCGUAUGAUUGUGUCAUCUACUUUCCCUCAUCCACCACCGUCCUGGUUAAUGUAUCUGACGUCAGGAAUGUGAGUGUCAGUGAUGGAGUGACGUUUGCAUUUCGACUGAUAUUGAUAGUUGCGGAGUAUUGGUGUGCGUUUUAAACUACGGUACACCCGAUGUGAGAGAGUGCAGGAAGCAGGCGGCAGGGGCAGAGGCAGGCGGGCGCAUGGAGGCUCGCGAGCGCCGGGCGCGCCGCGGGCCCGCGCCCAUCGCCUCCUUCGAUCACGACGCCUCCGAUGAAUCGAGUCCAGAAAAUAAACAAGCGAUACGAUUGCCUGAAAUCCGCGAAGAUCCUGCAAGUUCAAGUUGCAGCGUUGCACAGUCCACAAGCACAGGAGACGGCCUGGCCCCACCGGAACAGCGCGCCCGCUCCCUGUCAUCACCAGCCGUUCAUACCGCGACCGUAGUCACACCCGUAGCCUUGCAAACACCAUCUGCUCCACGCAUCGAUAUUUCUCGUGCUUCCAGUUCCAGUCAUCACGACUCUCGGGACAGCUCACCGGAGCUUGCAUUGUUUGCCGGAGGUGGUAGCAGUGAGGAAACAAGAGAACGUCUGGAAUUAGGUUUUCGUGAAGACGGCGCCCUGGACUUGCGGUCGUCUACAGAAGAACUGGCAUUCCUGGAGGGUGCUCCGGAAGCUGCAGAAGUGCGUCCACCACCUGUGGCGCAACCAUCGCGCAGGCACUCGCGUAAAGAUAGUCAAAGUUCUGAGGCCGCGCUUCUUGCUGUGUCCGGUCGCACUAGUCGAUUGUCCAGCGUAGGUUCUCAAUGCUCUGCUCAUUCUGCAAUUUCGGCUUUUAGUCAAAUAAGUCGCGUGUCACGACUUUCUGUUGUAUCAGGGACAUCUCGAUCACCUUCUCCGCAUAAAAUGCUUCUGGAAACAUCAUUUUGUGGUCCCAAGCCCAUAGAAACGGAUCCCGAAAUAUGCGCUGCUGCAGUGGAGGAACGGCUAUUAGAAAUUGCUAAAUUAACAAAUGAAGCCGGAGCAGCCUCAUCCUCUGAUCCACAACCUUUGCCAAUGCCAACUAUUCCUAUUGCUAUAGAUGCACGCGAUCGAAGAGAAGUUCGUACGGAAGUUACAUUAGAAAAUACUAGACCAGCUAGUGCACCAAAACUUACUUCACCCAGUGCUCCACCCACUACACCAGUACCAGAUCUCGCCGUUUCAACUAGUUCCUUAGAUGAUGACAAGCGUCUAAAAGAGACAAGAAAUCGAGCUAAAGUAGAAGAACACCGGGCUAGGUCAAGAGACAGACAUGAGACGAAUAAGCCAGAAGUCUAUCGAGCGGGAAACAGAUCUAAGGAUAUCAUUAGAAUCAAACUUAAACCAGACAAUGAAUACGACGACGAAGAGGAGGGUGAGAGUGAAGCGACUUUAGUCAGCAGUGAACCAGCUAAAAAACCAAUAACCCUUGAAUUAAAUGAUCAGUGCUCUAAACCAACUAAACCUGUAAGUCCAUUAGUAACAACUCGUCGCCAACGUGAUAGUAGAACGCCAUCUCCAAGUGGCGUUCCCGUUUCGAGAAAGUCGUCGUUUUGUUCGCUUUUUAAAUCGCGCGAGACAAUUGCUUCACCAGAUUCCCCUUCAGACGUAUUUCGUCGUAAAAAAAGUUUAAAUGAAGGUCGAUCAAGAAGUAAAAGCCGUGACCGUACGACUACACCAACUUCGGCUGGAAAAAUAAAAGGGUCUGUUUUAUCUUUAUUUAAAACACCAAGGCGUAGCGGGGCAUCACCAUCUCCAAGUUCACGUGAUGUGUCUCCUGUUGUUCAACAGCAGCGUCAAUUUCCCCAAACCCCUCAUGACAAACAACGUGGCGAAAAAUUGAAAUACUAUGAAGAUGCAAAGGAUGGCAUAAUUCAUAUUCCCCUUCGCACACCCCCUGAUGAAAUUGAGCCCAAAAAAGGUAAAGAAGGUAGCGAUGAUAAAAUAACGGAAAAGCCACGCCAAGUUAUCCGCCCCGCUUCAGCGCCACAGCCACGAGCUCUCCCGGACCGCUCAUUGGUCAUGUCACCCGUGCCUUCACCCAAACCCACUCAAAGGACGGUUCUUCCAGAUGGAAGCAUUAUAAUUCCAUUACAUUCACCAACAGAUAAAACUGCUAAAGUUAUACUUCCGUUCGAAACACAAGUUAAAUCCGAAUCUGACAUCAAAUAUCCCGAACAAAUAGAUCUGAAUCAUAAAGAACUUAACUUAUAUAAUAAUUUAAAACAUAAAGAACUCGAAUAUGCAACUGAAAGAAUCGAUUCGAUUCCUAACGAGCCCGACGGUUCACAGUUUAUCUCUUCGCCACCGCCAGAUAUAGUUCCAGAAACUUACAUCGGAGAGCGACCUAGACGUAAAGAACGAAUAGUUUUCACGACACAUGUGGGCAGUAAAGAACAUGUAUUUAGUACACAGUUUAGUAUAACAAAAACACCAAGCGUAACCAGUGAAAUAUCAGAAUCAAUACAGAGUGUUCCUGAAUUUGAAGAAGUCAAACAGAACGAAACUUCCCCUCAAGAAACAGAUUGGAAAAGUAAUGACGUAAUACAUAACGACCAAAAGUAUCAUUCACAAAGAGAAUCUUUUUGUGAAACAGGAGAAGAGAACGUGACCCGAGAAUUGAGCAGAGAAGUGAGUAGAGAAGUGAGCAGAGAAGUGAGUAGAGAAGUGAGUCCUACCCCAGAUACUGGGAGAGAUUCUUCAGAAUCCGAGACCAGUUUAGAAAUAGCAGCUACACACGGUGGAAGCGAAGCGGAGAGACGAGGACUUGUAGUUCAGGAAUCAUUUGAAGAGUUACCGUACGUUCCUACUACGCUACCCCUAGAGCGUUCACUAGCGCUCCCUAUGGUGCCGGUGCGAGAGCGAGGUGGAGUGCACGUGGCCGGAGUACAGCGGCCGCGCGCAACAAAGAGUGCGGGUCGCCAACCUGGAGCUCUGACAUCUCCCGCGCCCCUGGUCGCGCCUGCUGCCGUAUCCCCGCCGCCGGAGACUCUCCCGCUGACCGUCUCUACAUCAAACUUCCGCGGCGCGCACGCACGGUCUCCACAGCCUCCGCUGCUCCUCCACCGCCACCUCGCAACCUUCGCACUCGCUCCCGAAGCGGCGGCGAUGCGAGCUCUAUGGAAACGCGGAGCAAGACGGAGUGGAUCGAUUUCUCCGAGGUUCCUGAGCGUCGAAAGCAACCGAAGCGCAUUCAGACACUGCCAGCGAGCGCUCGCGACACCGUGGUGUUUAGUUACGUGCCCCCCGAGCGCUGCCGCUGCGACUGUCACGCUCACGACACUGCUGACGAUGAGCUGCCGCUUCUACAGGACGCCAGCCCAGCACGCGCUUCCAGUGCCGCCUCCCUGGAUGACCACGACCGCCACGAGCCCUUCAUCGCCGAUCUCGACCUUCGUCAUAGCACCUCGGACUCGUCGCGGCCACAAUGACCUCACUCGUCGUAUCCUUCCGUCUCUGAGCGUUGAUCUUUUAUAAAAUAUAUUCUCUAUCUUUAUUGACUCCAGAUGAGAUGUUAUCAUUUUUGAGAUGUAACUUUACCCGUUAGAUUAGGUUAGGUUAGAUUGGUAUAUAGUUUUUUGUCGUCUGUAACUCCUACUAUCAAUCGUUGAAUAUUUUUGAUGUUUAUCACUGUUCGUGUAUAGUAUUUCUUUACGUUUAACUUAUAUGUAGGUACUGAAAUCUUUUUGAAACUGAGUUGUGACCUACUAAUAAUAUUUCACCAAUUUAAAUAUUCAGAUACGAAAUUUUUAACAAAUCAUAGUCACAAAUAAUAAUAAAGAAGACCUUCGCCGUAGACUUUAGAUUAAUUUCGAACCACAAUAUAAAUUAAUGCUACCUUACUUUUUUGUAACUGAAACAAUUAACUCAAAAUCAUAUUUGGACAAAAUGGUUUCUCCUUCUUCAUACUGAUUUGUUAAAGUAAGUGAGAUAAACAGUGAAAGGAAGGAGUCCUUAACUGUGUUCCCGCAUUACUGUAUUAAUUUCAAUUCAUCAAAGCGGGUAUUUUUUAGCAAUGUGAUGUUAUUACAUCAUACAUAUAUUCGUACUCAAGUUGUUGUAUCCAUUCUGAACUCUUGAAUUUUAGAAAAGAAACGCAUAUAGGUAUUGUUAAGAGCAUAAUUAAGGAAAAUUCUUAUUUAUCAAGAAAAGAGACCCGCGCUAUCCUUCAUUUCACCUCAGCAUGUUUCCUGGUGUCUCACGCCAAGCUGUCGACUUUGUCGUUUUUAUUAAAACAACUCGUGAUGAGCGACAUUGACUUAUUAUCAUAAAGGUUCAGUUUUAUCGACAUCGACCUGACACCGCGCAUCCUCAAACAUUCAAAGCGACUGAUAAAAUAUUGCCAAGUGGAAUCACCUCUCACAUACAGUACAUCAUGAUACCUCAUUUUAGCUUUGAUUCACGGUGUAAAUACCAGAAAUGCGAGUGUAAAAAUAAACACGUCUAGAGCUUUAUUAUGAAAUCUAAGUAUUUUUAAAUAUUUAAAAUUGUUUCAUGUUUAUAAACGGUAGUUAUUUGUGAUAAGAUUCUGUCUUUAUAUAUUGACUUUUAGAUAUUCGAACCGAAUGUAACGAGAAUUGUGUGAACUGUAUUCUCAUACAAAUGAACUAUUUAUUGUGCGGUCUUCUUGUAUCUUCUUGGUUAUUGUUAAAAAAAGAUGUAAAGAAGUAUUAUUCUGAGAAGCCUGACUCUUCGAGGAAACUGCACAAGUCACUGUUUAGUACAUACUGUAGAACUUUGUAAAUAUCGUGACUAGAUGUUCGACGCGAGGGUGUGACUGGUAUCCAUUCAGGUUACAUGUUUGCGAAUUUAAUCUUGUGUCUCAAAAUUUUCAAUAUUCCGAACAGUAAAAGAAUCGUCUUUGAAGUUCGAUGAUGUCGUACGAGGUCACAUAUCAUCUUCGGUCUGCGCCGCCGUUGCUAUUUUAUCGCUGAAACGUGCUCAACGCUACUUUGAAAUUAUUAAAAUUAGAUUUUUCCAUUUUAUUGUAUUUUAUUGAAAGGAGUGGGCGCUCACGAAAAGUAAAAAAAAUGAAUCAGUAAAACUUAGUAACAGUUGUAUAAGAGGCUUGUCGCUUGCCGCUUGUAUUUUAAAGCUCUCACUUGCUCUCCAAGCCGUUACUUGCAGAUCAGCGAAACUUGUAUUAUAACUGCUGUACUGUGAUGUUGAUGACAAGUGUAGAUGAUGUAAUUCUCUUGUUUGUAUCAAGAUUUAGCGUUUGAAUCUUUUAAUAACUUUCUUUGUUUCUCUAACUUUCUUUUUGAAUAGAAUGUAAUGUAAAUUAGAGUUGUUUGUAUUUGUAAGUUGAGUUGGCUGCAGAUUAUUUUUGCGUGUCGUCUGUGUGUUCUUAUUUUUAUAUAAUUAUUUGUCUCCUCGAUGCAAUAAUAAUUAAGGCUGUAUGUACCGAUGUUAUUGUACUUCUACAGUUUAGGCAAGAGUCUGAAAUAUAAGGAAUAUAAAAUGUUUGCUUUCCAA